This is a messenger RNA of Osmia bicornis bicornis, 10243 nucleotides long. RefSeq names its product probable serine/threonine-protein kinase DDB_G0282963 (gene jing). Bases 149 to 3328 code for a protein of 1059 amino acids. Gene Ontology annotation, biological process: regulation of transcription by RNA polymerase II. Lineage: Eukaryota; Metazoa; Arthropoda; Insecta; Hymenoptera; Megachilidae. Gene Ontology annotation, cellular component: ESC/E(Z) complex. The transcript has 9 exons. The record is from RefSeq and is a predicted model, not a curated record.
UCGUCGGCGAGAGGUGGCGGUGGUUUUGUACGGUGAAGAAAAGAGGGGUUAAGUGAGCCGUGCCGGGCCGUAGAAGCGAGCUAGCGGUGGCGCGGCCCGUGCUCGUGCCAUAGGGCCUCUGCCAGGCAUUAGUGCGUUCGUUUACAAGAUGGCAGACGGUCCUUCCGUGGAAGACGCGGCCACCGACCUAGGGAACAGUGAUUCUCGUUUAACAAGAGAACGACACAAACGUCAGGACGCCCCGUCUUCGAUGACGUCCUUGAGCACGGGUCAGGACAUCGCCAGACGCAUCCACGACGACGCUUCGGUGCUCGAGAAUCAUCCUCAUCAUCGACAACAUCAACACCAACAGCUUCGUGCUCUCCGUCGUAAUUGUCAUACUCAUCCUCAUAUUUUGCGUCGGUUAUCGGGCAACGGUAACAAUAACAACAAUAACAAUAACAACGGUAACGUAAAUAACAAUCAUCACCAUCACCACCAUUUUCGACGUCGCGAACACGAGGACGAUGACGUAGCCGUUGACGGUAUCGAACGCCUUAGUAAAAUCGAGAGUGAUAGUAUUGCUGGUGUUGACACGACGCGCAUUCUUCCGUUUGCGUCACCGAGCAUCGACGAUUACGACGAAGACGAUGACGAUGAUGAAGAGGAUGAGGAGGAUGACGAGGAGGAUGAUGAAGAAGAGUACGAGGAUGCAGAGGUUAUGAGAAAGGAAAAUGGUGUUUCGAAGAAGUGUUACGGCGGUGUUCGAAUCGAUGUAACAAAGACUGUGAAAAACGAAGAGAGCUGUAGCGGUAAUAGUAAUAGUAGUAGCAAUGGUAUUAGUAAUAAUAUUAGUAAUAAUAAUAAUAACAAUAACGAAAACAGUGGUGGAGAGGGUGUCGCGAUGAUCGUUCACGCGACGCGUGUUGAGAAUACCGCCUUCUCGGCCGACGGUCGACGCUCGAGGUCCUCGAGCGUUGCUUUCCUCGACACGGAUGCCCCGAACGAUCGUGUGAGCAAAGUGAACGAGUGCCGUGUAAACGACAACGCCAACGACGAAUAUGAGUACGAAAACGGGAACGGGAACGCGGUACAGAAAGUGAAUCGUCUCGGAUGCGAUAACAGCGAGAGAGACGAGGUGACUCGAAAGACGGACGACAUCUCUAGUGACGGUAGUAGUGAUGGUGGUAGUAGUAAUAGUAGUAGUAGUAGUAGUAAUAGUAGUGGUGGUGCUGCUGCUGCCGCCGCUGCUGUUUCUGCUUCUGGUGGUGGUGGUGCUGGUGCCGCUGGUGUUACUGCAAAUGGCCUCGUCGCCGGCAGGCAUCAGGGCAGCCCUUUCAAGGGACAGGUUAGGAUGGCCGAAGACACCCUCGUCGGGCCUUGCGGCAAGAAGCGGUGCGCCGAUCGAUACGACAGCUCCGAGAGUUCUGACAGUGGCGUCGCAGUGUCCUGCGGUGAGUGCAGUAGCAGCGGUACCAGCGACAUCACGGAGCCUGGUUCGCCGUGCAGCACGAGUAGCGACGAGGGGGUAGCGAUACGUGGCGCGUCUGCCAGUCCACUUCCGUCCCUACCCAAGCUGGCGCCGUCCUCGCAGAUCAGUACCAGGCCCCAAUGGCCCUGGACCCCGCCGCUGGCGGCAACCGCUUGCUCCACCUACAAGAGGCACAAGGGAGAGCCCGAGGCUGGCGCUCUCCCUAGGUCCGGGGCCGCGGACCCGACGUUCAGAGGAACCAUCAAAUCCAACGGCAAACCGAACGCCGCUCAUCAUCAUCACGAAACCCAGGGGAAGAUCACCGAGUAUUUUAAAACUCAGAUCAAGCCUCAACAACCCAAGACAAAGAAGAACAGCGAAGCGAUGUCGGUGCUGGUGGCGAAGAGCUCGUCGGAAUUUCGUAGGCCCCCAACGGUGCAGAGGAACAAGGGUGGACUGGCCAAGUACCUGGGUACCGUGUUGCCGAACAGUCGGAACGUCUCUACCAACGAUUGGGAAGUGAGAGGUCUGACGAUGUCACCGCCGCCAACGAAGAAACCUCCUCCGAUGAUCGUACCGAGGACCAACGGUAAGAUGGAUAAGAAGUUGCCAAAGCCGGUGCCCAGCCUACCCAUCUCGAACGACGUGCUGAAGAAUAUACCGAGUUGCAAGAUAUCGUCCCUCAGGUUGACCUCAGAUGCGAGUUCGAAUGUUAAGAGUAGUUCGCCACCCUCGACGCCUGCACCUUUGUUGACCAGCGAGUCGACGACGGCGGUGGUAGGUCCGGUCGACUUCAAGGGAUGUAUCCUUUCGAAACCGCACGUGAACGAGAACAACAACUUGACGAACGGCUGCGGCACCAUCCUGGCUUCCCUGAGGUCUCAGGGCAAUCAGGAGCACCCUCUGUCGAGGCUGGCAGUACCGGAGAACACGGAGAGCAAGGAGGCGCAAGUGAGCCCCGCGGACGAAGAGGACGCCGAAGAGGAAGAGGAGGACUCUUCGAGGAGUAGCGAAUCGAAACCAUCCUUGUCGCCGAUACUCUCGGCGCCCACCACCAUACGAUUUCCUGCGAGAGAACCGGGCAAGGACAGGCAACAGGGGACGGACAGCGGAGUCUGCCGAUGGGACAAGUGCGAGGAGAGCUUCGAAUCGAGUAGCGGACUUCUCGAGCACCUCCAGGCAGCGCACAUCAACACGCAAACGGGUGGCGACAAUUUCGUUUGCCAGUGGCAGGGCUGCAAGGUGCAAGGAAGGAGUUCAUGUUCAAGAAGGUGGCUCGAACGACACGUCUUGUCUCACGGUGGCAACAAACCAUUCCGGUGCAUCGUCGACGGCUGCGGAAGCAGAUUCAGCUCUCAGACCGCUCUGGAGAGGCACGUGAACGGCCAUUUCAAUCAAGUGGAAACCAGCAACAACAGCGGCAGACGGAGCUGCGAAAGCGGAGGAAAAUUGGUCAGAAGAAACGGGAAGAGGCUACGAUAUAGGCGGCAACCUUGGUCUGCGAGACUGUUCGAUUACUUCGACUCCGGGGUGAUGGAAGGUCUUCAGCACAGGUUACUGCAACUGGCAAAAUCAAGGACGCAAGGUCGAUUAGCAGAGACACCAGGAAAUUCGAUGGCCCUAACUAGUCAAGUAUUAGCUCGAAGAGUAGAAAUGGACGGGAAGACUAAAGUACUGUUGCGAUGGUAUCCUCCGGAUAUCGAGCCAGACGAAUGGGUACUAGAAUCCGAAGUACAAAACACGAAAAACGUAGGUAUACGCGAGGUGGCGUCCGCCCAUCCGGAGGAGGUGACCCUCGCCCUUUAUUCAGCGAUCAGUAGCGGGCCACCGCCGUUGACACGAGUGAAACAACGCCGGAAACCGGUGAAGAACUCGUGAUAAUGCCGAUCGCGAUAAUGGAGGACAAGCGUGACGAAGCAGCGACGACUACUAAGCCGGAGAACUAACAGGGACGAGCCCUGUAUCAGGGUGAUCGCGGAUUCUGCUGGUUUGUAAAGAAGGAGCCUGGCGAGAUAACCGAAACCGGGAUCGGAACCGGAACCGGAACCUGAACGUGUCGAGAAUAAGUGGACCGAAAAUCGACGACGUCCUUGUCUGCGAGAGGAAAGGAACAAAACGGAAAUAGACGAGUCCAAGAAGAGCAGCACCGGUGUUAGAGGAAAACAAAAGAAAACACGAGAGGUAGCACACGGACAAAAUAAUUGAAUAAGAAAGAAAGACAAAUAAAAUGACAGAGGAGCGUGUGUUGUAGAGAGGAUACCCGAAAUGGAACGAUGAUAGGGAAUAAUUAGAAACAUUCUAAUUUAUUUAGCCUAGGUAUACCCAUCGAUCGUUAGGUGAUAUUAGUAGUCGUGUAUAGACGAUGAAAAAAAAAGAGAUUAUUCUUGUUGCCCAUCGAUGCUAACAGUUUCGAAACGUUGGGGUCAAUUCCUGCCACGAAUGGCGUCAAGCAAUCUAACGGCGACGACAUUCGUCGGACUCGGAAGAGCUGGGCUUGGGCUUCAAAAGUGCCUCAUUGUGGAUACGUUUUAUAUCGUUGACCCUCGUGCAAGACCAAUUGAACGAGACGGCGAAGUUGCACUAGAAAAACAAGAGAAAGAGAUAAUAAGUGCGAAAAAAAGUACGAGGAUUUUUACUAACUAUAUUACUCGGCUCGCAAAAAAGAAGAAGAAGAAGAAAACUGUUAAACGUGUUAGUUAACGAUUGUAAGGAGAUAAUCACUCUGGUGGCCUUAGGAAUCAAUUAAUAUCUAACGCCGGCCCCUCGGCACUUCCGGGCCCUGUUUAAAAUACCCCAACUCGCCAAGAGAGGAGCAAAAGGGGUGAAUAAGAAGAACGCGUGGACUUCUUCGACUCACCUUCGACCAACUUUCACAAGGAGAUGAAUCUACCUCGAUCUUCAGCUCGGUAGAAAUUCGUGCAGGUUGCUGAAAGGAUGAGAGGAACGUGUACGUUGAGAACGAAAGGAACGAGGGAACGUGUGGGUGAUAUGAAAGAAAAGGUAAGGGAAAUCUUAUUCGUAAAAGAAGAGAAAUAAAGGAAGGAAGAGGAAGCGUUAAAAGAAUCGAAACGAGUAAGGUGACCAGUGGUUCGAAUUCGACGAGAAAAUUGAACGACUGAAGCGCCAACGAGAUUUCUAUCGAGAUUUAUCCGCAAUAUGUUGUAGAGAAAACAAAGUUAAAGCAAAGGGGGAGAUCCUCGAGGCCCGAGGCACGCUCGAUAAGAAGAAGAGGAACGAGCUUGCCUCGUUUGUGCCCGACGACGGUUCAAUUUCUCGCGUACGAGAUAGUCGCCUAUUUUUAUCUUUCUGCCCGUACCACGUGCAGCAUGUCAAUGCAAUCAACCUGUCGCUGUAUCAAGAAACGAGAUUCUUUUUUACCCGUCAAGAUUUCCCUCUCGUUCUCAUCUUCUGGCCACCGAUACGAUCACAAGAAAGCAAUCUCAGUUCAAAAUUUCUGCGCAACACGAAAUUUCGGAAUUUCGGUAUACGGAUGACUACGAGCAGGAAAAUCAAUAUGCCUGCGACAAAAGUACCAAUAUACACCCCCCCCCUGCGGAAGAAGAGGAACGGACACGAGACGAAUUUGGCAGCGAGAGAAGAAUGCAUCGCGUGCUGUACGAACGUAACGAACAGCUCUGUUCUUACUCUGAAUAGCAAAGGGAUAAAAACACGAUGGCUGUGUUACAUUUUCCACGGAGUUUACUGUAAAUAGGCUCGAGAGAAUAGCGUGGAACGCACGAGUAAAGGGAAAGAAGAGGAUCGAAGAGGAGGAACAUAUGGAACGACCGAUAUAUAUAUAUAUAUAUAUAUAUCUUAUAAAUAUAUGUGUGUGUGUGUGUGUGUGUGUUGGAUCGCUAUUUUUCAUAGGUGUAGAUACGACGAGCUCGCGUAGAGAGAAGUACGUUUUUUCGCGGCGUGGAAUCGUUUCACAAGAUCGCGCGUGUACACAUAUAUUAAUUAGUGGGUAAAACAGAAUACUUUGUAAAUUAAGAGAGAGAAACGGAAAGGAGUUAGAACGAGAAACGGGUGAAGAAAUGGUGUCGACGACGUGUUGUGUAGCUAGAAUAAAAAUUCUUUUCUUUUUUUUUUCUUUCUCGAGGUUUAAUGGGGGGAAAAUUUGAAAACGUUAGUAGGUUUUUGUAUCGGAGGAGACAAAGGGAAACUUGAGACACACACGGACAGAAGCACACACCUACACACACCAGCUAAGAAACACUGCCAAUACGAUUGUAAUUAAGAACUCUAGGCUAAUUGAUCGAUUAAUUAUUCUUACUAUUACUAUUACGAUUAAAAGAAAAAAGUAUGUAUAAUCCCCCGACUAUAGAUCUCUAGUUGCCGCCGCGAAUGUGUACGAAGCGUAACUCGGUUGCUUCGGGUACGCGAAUUUCUUUGUUCGGUUUUGUUUUCGUUUCCUUUUUUUUUCUUUUUUUUUUUUUCUCGACGAAACCAUCGACGAUCGCUGUAGUUUCCUAGACACGAGCGUGUAUAUAGUUAGUUGAAAUUAUCGGUAGACAGAGAAUGCCCGUGAUGGCACGGGCAGCCUUCCGUUUUGGGAGAACAGCUUUUUCGAUUACAGGCGAACGGAGAUCCUUUUUCCUUUAUCCGAUCGAAGGGAUCGCGCGUAUGGGUACGUAGGAAGAACGAGCCAGGCGAUAAAGAAAGAAACGCGUCACUGCCAAAAAUCGAGCACUGCCAGCCGCCAGAAUGCCGCGGCACAUUUACAUCAUAUUACAAAGCCUUACUUCGUUCGCGAAGCGUAAUCGUAAUCUCGAUUUAAAAAACUAAUUAACGUGGAAUCGUUCUUGCUUAGACGUAUCCAUCGUCCUUCGAUGAUACUUCGCCUUUAUAGCGUGAACCAGAAACGCGCCUACUGCCAGUCCUUUACGUCGACGGACGUGAACCAAGGCACUGCCAUUCGACAAACAUAACGACGCGACGCGACGGAACAGAUGAUGAGAAACGUGUGUGUGCGUGCGUGUGUGUGUAUAUGUAUAUCUUGAUGUGUACGUACAGGAUGUUAUGUUUCAAUGGAUACACGCGAAUGUCCUUAAAAAAAAAUUGUUAGCGUUCAGAGAGAAAUUAAGUGGUUCUUGUGAAAGGCGUAGUUUGCAGAUGGAGUUUCAAAGAAAAUUUCUAAUGUGAUAUAAUCGAAGUAUCUUUUUCAAAUGUUACCGAUAGUCUCAAAAAUAUUCCCAUGGGUCUGUUUAAACAGUGCACCUUGUACGUGUACAUGUAUAUGUAUAGUUAAUAUCUAUGUAUACAAGCGUCAUCCCCCUGAGCCCGUUAAAACCCUUAGAAACACGUAGACGAUCGAUUUUAAUUUAGCUCGAUUGAGUUCAUUUUCGUUUUCCUCUUUUUCACUGCUCACCGACACGGUUCGUUUUCCUCGUUAUACCGAAACUUGCUCGUGCUUUUUUCCUCUUGAUUUACUUUGGCAUCCUCCCUGCUCAGUGCCAUUAAACGGCUCCUGCGUGUUACUCGCGGUUUCUUGUGAUUUUUCUCAAGUGUGUUCGUCACGCGUUCGUGUUCCGUGUUCAUUGAGUUACUUGGUGGCGCGAUUCGUUCGUGCUUUCCUCUCGGUUCCACUCUCGUUUCUUCCACAAUGAUUUAAGAAUGAUAGAUCGAUAAAAUGGUAUUAUAUCACGGGUGGGACCAAUAUCUCUAAUUAUUUUUUCUUCUUUGAUUUAGAGAUCGCUUGGAUAUCGCUUCGCUAUUUAGUCGUAAAUGAACAGCGAAUCAUUUCGGGAAAUUAGGUUUAGAAUAAUUAAUUUAGGUAGAUUGCGUUAAGUUUUUAUUUCUUACGAUUAGAAUUAAUUGGCAUUUUGCGUUUAGCGAGAGUGGAACAUCCCGAGGGAGAGGUUCGUCCAUUCGAAUCACGCUUGAUCUCGUGUUACUGAACCGUGGCAUAGGAAAUUUAGGCUAGAACGAAAGAUUUCGAGUUGCUGAUAAAUUCUCUGACUCGAUUCUAUUCGAAUUACGAAAUUUUUUUUUUUUGUCGUUGCUCGUCCAAUCGAGCUCGCUUUUAGAUUUUGAAAGCAUCAACGUCGUCGUUUGCUUCGCUCAAGACUGCCUAUGUUUAGCGUUUAGCAUUACCUAAUUCUAUGAAAAGAUAUAAAAAAUAUUAGAUGGAUAUUCGUGAUAGUGAUCAAGUUCGUUCUUUCGAUAGCAUUUUUCAUUGCUUCGAAAUGUUUUAUUUACCGAAGAAAAUUUCUGUUUCGGGUAUUAGAAAAGGUGAAACAUCGAAGCGGAAAGGGGGGGAAGACAGAACUCGGUCAGUGUAUCGGCACCCUUUAUGUUCAACUUAACACGUUAACUGAGGAAGAGGAAUUAACUCGUCGUUCGAGUAAUUGACCACAUCCAGAAUGUUAAUGUACUGAAAAAUUCUGAUUUUAGUUUUAUCUUUAGACUGAAAAUUAAUAAUUGAUUCAUUUACCAUCCAGUUAACAAGUUAAAAACAACCAUUGUACACUUGCAUUUUUCUUUCAUUUCCUAUUCGAGGAACAAAUUUUGUUGGUAAUUCUUUUCUCUUUAUUCUGUCCAAACCCUAAUUCUUUCCUUUUUUUUUCUUACAUCGAUCGUUUAGGUUUCUUCAUUUCUACCCGACCGAUACUAUGCAAUUAACGCAUUGAUUGCCAUAGGGGUCGGCGUUCCGAAUUGAUUUGAAAUUAAAUUAAAAAAAUUCGAUCGAAAAGUUCAUUCUUAAUUUUACUGUGGCAAUCAACGUGUUAAACGAUCAAUGUACAUUUUAGCGAGACGUUGUAAAGUUUUGUGUAAGCCGAUUAGAUAUAUAUAUGUAUAUACAUAUAUCUAAUUAAAUAGCGACGGAAGCGAAAGAGAGACACUGCUCGAAGAACAGCUACGAAAUAAAUAUCGCUAAUUUUUUCCUUUCAUUUUAAAGAGAAACUUCAAGAAAAACCCGAUCAAAUUCGUGGCUGUUCUCAUCGGUCCACAGUGUCGUACAUGUGUAAAACGUGUGUGAAAGAGACAAAGAGAGAAUGAUAUAGGAAGAUAUCGUAUGCGAGGAAGAGAGAACCUAAUAGUUGUAGAAUAAAUUCGAGCAUCCUGUAAAUAAGAGACACACGAUCGAUAACGAAUGCGAAUCGCGAACUUCGAAGCAGAAAAGAGACAACAGAACAAAGAAACGAUGGGCGAGAAAGCGUGAGAGAAAGAGAAAUAUAAAAAAAAUAAAUAAAAAAAGAGAGAAAGAGAAGGGAGAAAGAAGAAUGCUGGUAGACAUGGUAUUUUUGCAAACGAAUUUAAUGAAAACAAGAAAAGUUAGACAAAUUUUGGGAAGGUAUUAUUAAACGGAACCGAAAAGUUAACGAUUGAUCCUUUGCAAGGGUUAACCGCGUGUUGUCUUAGCGUUUGUUCGAAAGGUUUGAAAGAAGAGAUGAUAAAACCCUUCUCUUUCGAAGGAGACUCGCGUUUUCCAUCUUUCUCCGGGUGUACUUUUCAAAUAUGAUAAUUUCAUGAAUCUUCAAUGUAGAUACAAAGAGAGUCCAGCGUUUUUCUAUCAUUUUUCUUACCUUCUUCUUUUUUUUUUUCAAUUUAGUUUUCACGUUCGCUAAGUCGAAAAGAUACACAGAUUGCUCGGAAAACAAAACGUAUGUGUUCGUCAAACGUAUUAUCGCUUGUUCGUUCCCCAUCGAUUCGGCUGUCGAACUCGCGUACACUUAACGCAUUAAAAAUCCUAGUGGAUAAGUUUUGUAAAGAAAAAAGUAAAAAAAGAAGAAAAUAUAGCAAGUAAAAGUCGAGAAGAAACCUUCAUUCCGAUCGGGGUUCGUCGCUUGAUCCUUGAAUACGUUCUUCUUGCUUGACAAAGUUUCCCUAGAAGAGCUAGCUGUAAAUCCACGUGCUUUACAGCAUGCCAACUAUAUCGUGUUCUACGAAUAGAACGUACUCAAGGGUUAAAUCGAGGAAGAAAGAAAAAAAAAAAAAAGAAAAAACGCUUCGAACGCUCGACGGAGUCGUGCUAGUAAAAUUGAAGCGAACGAUCAUUCAUCUUUUUAUCCAAUUAAUUUAUUACAAUUUAAAUUAGAUAAUUUAACGAGACAGGUUAACGUUGAGUGCCAUAUCAAAUUUUUCACCUUGGCACUCGACGCGUUAAAUUUAAUUUUAGAUUCUUUUCUAAUUUCAUUUCUUAAAUUUAGUGCUUAGACAAAAUGUGAAAGCUUGAUUUUUUUUUUUGUAUGUUUUGUAGGUCUUUUUUUUUAAGGGGAGCCAGCACCCCGGUAGCGUGGAAUUCCUCUGACCUUUCUCCAUCCUCUCCACCCUAUUCUCCACGUACACCUGAAACUUGAGUAGGUACCACUUUGGUAGGUCUGGAUAAUUACUUUAUUGCGUACGUAUGUUUCGUUUGUUGCACAUGGUGUAAUUUAAUUGCGUAUGCUAGGAGCGAAACACGAGAUAUAUAAAAUACGUAUAGAGAAGUGAAGUGAGAAACAACUGCUUCGCACUGCCAAACGGAGAAGAAGAAAAUAUGGGAACUGAACGUGUCGUGUAUCGUUGCGUGGAUCGUUGUCGAGCGAUCAUCGAAAAGCACCACGGUGUUCAUUAAAAAUCCACAUAGUGGGAAAAGAAACGAGAUAAUUAACUAGGGGUAAAAGCGCACGCGCGGAGAUUUUUUUAAAUUCCUUACGAGCGUCGAACAGUGGUUCGUACCUACUCUCUUUUCCUUUCUUUUUUAGACACUUUGAUGUACAAACACGAAUGACGGUUUAUAGCUCAAGGAGAACAUUAAAGAGACAGAUAUUGUAAGAGAGUAAUAAUAAUUUCACGGGUUACGAUAUCGUA